Molecule: messenger RNA, 234 nt
Organism: Caenorhabditis briggsae
Lineage: Eukaryota; Metazoa; Nematoda; Chromadorea; Rhabditida; Rhabditidae
Exons: 3
Coding region: 1-234 (77 amino acids)
Source: RefSeq, a predicted model, not a curated record
AUGAAUGCUGUGAUACCAUCGAGAGGAACAAAUCAAAAACGUCGAUCUAAACGUCUUCUCCUUCAAUCUGAAAGUGUCCACGUUUGUUCCUGGACUUGUUCAUGUACAAGACUUGUCAACCAAACUCCCAUCUCAGUUUUGCGGAAGCGUGGCAACAUGUCACUCAGCACGAGAGAACACUUUGAUUGGAUCACUGCGCCAAAGUCGAGAAGCUUCAGAAAAAACAAAACAUGA